AUGGCGUCGAGUGGAGGAGAUGGAGAACCUGAGUGGACCGCUGCCGUACGUCCACUUUUAUCAGCGUCCUACACGGCUUUCGAAACGAAAGAGCUACCUCAGCUUAUAGGAUCCAUCAUAAACAGUGAAUCUGAGAUUCUACACCAUGACAAACAGUAUGAGCCAUUCUACUCCUCUUUUGUGGCACUAUCUGCACAUUACAUCACCACAGUUUGUGGGCAAAUCCCCAGAAAUCAGUUGCUGUCUGUAGCUGCAGCCUGUAAAAUAUUGAUUGAAUUCUCAUUGCUGCGUCUGGAGAACCCCGAUGAAGCAUGUGCAGUCUCACAGAAGCACCUGAUCCUAUUAAUAAAAGGCCUUUGUACCGGCUGCAGUCGAUUGGAUCGGACAGAGAUCAUCACCUUUACCGCGAUGAUGAAGUCUGCCAAACUUCCCCAAACUGUCAAGACCCUUUCAGAUGUGGAAGACCAGAAGGAGCUUCCCUCCCCUGUUAACCCUGAACUCCGACAUAAAGAAGUCCAAAUGAACUUUUUCAAUCAGCUGACCUCAGUUUUUAACCCUGACAUCAGCGUGCUGGCCUCGCCCACUGCUCACAUGCAGGGUGAAAAUGAGUGUGAUGAACAGACAACGACAGAUCUGGCAACGCAAGCCAAAAUGAAGAAUGCCUUCAUCUCUCAAAACGUGUCCAGUUUACAGGAGUUAGGGGGCGCAGAGAAGUUGCUGCGCGUGUGCCUCAACCUUCCCUACUUCUUGCGGUAUAUCAACCGCUUCCAGGACGCAGUCUCAGCCAACUCUUUCUUCAUAAUGCCGGCCACCGUGGCAGACGCAACGGCUGUCCGAAAUGGUUUUCACUCCCUGGUGAUUGAUGUGACCAUGGCCUUGGACACACUGUCCUUGCCAGUGCUAGAGCCUUUGACUCCAGGGAGACUACUAGAUGUGACUGUGUUAGCGCUGAGUUGCCUCUAUGCAGGUGUGAGCGUGGCAACUUGCAUGGCGAUACUGCAGGUGGGUAGCGGCUUGCAGCUUCGCACAGCCUCCACUGGCUCCAAGGAGGAAGACUAUGAAAACGAUGCUGCUACCAUCGUACAGAAAUGCUUGGAAAUCUAUGACAUGAUUGGACAAGCCAUCAGUAACUCCCGUAGAGCUGGAGGGGAGCAUUAUCAGAACUUUCAGCUUUUGGGUGCCUGGUGCCUAUUAAACAGCCUGUAUCUGAUACUUAAUCUGAGCCCCACCGCCUUGGCCGAUAAGGGAAAGGAGAAAGAUCCCCUGGCAGCGCUGAGGGUCCGAGACAUCGCCACCCGAACCAAGGAAGGAGCAGGAUCUCCUAAGCUUGGCCCAGGGAAAGGACACCAAGGUUUUGGGGUUCUGUCAGUCAUCCUAGCAAAUCACUCUAUCAAGCUGCUUACAUCACUGUUCCAGGACUUGCAAGUGGAGGCUCUACACAGAGGCUGGGCCAGCGACGGACCUCCCGCAGAGCUGAACAUCAUGGCCCAAAGCACCUCCAUCCAGAGGGUCCAGAGACUCAUCGACUCGGUCCCCCUCACCAACCUGCUCUUCACACUGCUCUCCACCUCAUAUAAGAAGGCGUGCGUGCUCCAGAGACAGAGGAAGGGUUCGGUUAGCAGCGACGCCAGCGCCUCCACAGACUCCAACACUUAUUAUGAAGAUGAUUUCAGCAGCACGGAGGAGGACAGCAGCCAGGCAGAGAGAAGACAGGAGAAGACAAAAGCAGCUUGUUUCUCAGAUGACGACAGCGAGCCCAUCCUGGGACUGUGGUUUGAGGAGACCAUUUCUCCCAGUAAGGAGAAGGUGGCUCCUCCUCCACCUCCUCCUCUGCCACCUCUGGAAACAUCUCCGAGACUCAAGAGCCCCAGCAAGCUUAACACGGCAGAGAACGGCAACAUCCUGGCUAGUCGCAAAGAUCCGGAGCUGUUCUUGAGUUUGGCCUCCAGCAUUCUCAACUUUAUCACCACCUCCAUGCUGAACUCAAGGAACAACUUUAUUCGUAACUACCUGAGCGUGUCGCUCACAGAGCAGCACAUGGCCACCCUCGCCAGCAUCAUCAAAGACAUAGACAAAGAUGUUAAAGGUUCCUCUGAUGAUGAGUUUUCUUCAGCUCUGUAUCACUUCAAUCAUUCUUUGGUGACAUCGGACCUUCCCUCUCCAACCCUACAGAACACUCUUCUGCAACAGUUGGGUGUCGCUCCCUUUUCUGAGGGUCCUUGGCCCAUGUAUAUCCACCCUCAGUCCCUCUCUGUGCUCUCAAGGUUACUGCUGAUCUGGCAGCAUAAAGCAAGCCAGCAGGGGGAGCCCGAUGUUCCCGAAUGCAUGAAAGUCUGGGAGAGAUUUAUAGGCACGCUAAAGCAACACACUCUACAAGGAGCGGUGCCUGCCGACGAAGAUCUCAACGUGGAGCACCUCCAGCUGCUUCUGCUCAUCUUCCACAACUUCUCGGAGAAGGGCCGCCGCACCGUCCUCACCCUCUGCAUGCAAUCCAUCGCUGAGGUCGCAGGUCACACCGAGUCCCAGCUCAAAGCCGUACCCCUCAAUCUGGCUCGCAUAUUGCUCGUCUUUGACUACCUGCUGCAUCAGUACUCAAAGGCUCCCAUGUACUUGUUCGAGCAGGUCCAGUAUAAUCUUCUGACUCCGCUUUCAUCCGGAGCCAGUUCUGGACUAGAGGGGGGGAAAAGAGGUGCCGUGCCGCUUUAUUAUGGCUUCAAAGAAGUGGAGGAGAACUGGGCCAAACAUUGCUCGGCAGAUUCCACAGUGCAGCCAAAAUUCUACUGCGUUUUGUCACCUGAAGCUUCAGAGGAUGACAGGAGUCGACUUGACACUAAGGUCUUCCAAGUGCUGUUCAAUGGUGCAGUCAAGUAUGAUGAUUUGUACUCGGCUUUGAUUUCCCUGCUGGCUGCGGGAUCACGUUUUGACACAGCGAGACGGCAGGAUAACAAACCAGUCUCCCCAGUUGAAGCAUGUUCCUUGCAGUACUACUUCCUGGUCCUGUGGAAGAUUCUCGGAGUGCUGCCACCCUCAAAGGCCUAUAUUGAGCAGCUUAAGUGCGGCAACGGUGAUCCAAGCGAGAGCGACAUCUUACACACCCUGAGGUGGUCGUCUAGGUUACGAGUCAGCACUUACGUCAACUGGAUCAAGGAACAUUUAGUAAAGCAGGGAAUGAAAGCGGAUCACGCCACGUCUCUGAUCGAAGAAGCCUCUGCCAAAUGUAGUGCAGUGAAAUAUGAUGUGGACCUUGCUGAGGAAUACAUCGCCAGACAGAUUUCGUCGUUUUGCUCUGUGGACCCCAGCAGCAUCCUACCUCUUCACCAAGUCCCCUCUCUACAAACCAUCUACACAUUGGAUGCUGUGAUUUCCAAAGUGCAGGUGUCCUUAGAUGAGCAUUUCUCCAAAGUAGCUGCCGAAACGGAUCCACAGAAAUCCUCCGACAUCACCAAAAACCUUAUGCCUGCCACGCUGCAGCUCAUUGAUGUCUACACGGCUUUUACAAGGUCAUACCUGCUUAUGAGUCUACCUGAGGAAGGAGAGCACAAGCCCACCGAAGCUAAACUGCAGGGUUAUGCUGCUGUGCUGUCCAUUGGAUCCACUCGCUGCAAAGCCAACCUGCUUGGUCAGAGUGUGAUGCAAAAUCUGCCUUUAGUCGUUCAGACACUGUGCGAAAAAUGGAACAACAUUCAGACCAACGAGUUCCCUAACAUCGGCUCAUGGCGGAACGCUUUUGCCAACGACACCAUCCCAUCAGAAAGCUACAUUAGUGCGAUCCAGGCGGCCCACCUGGGCACCCUAAGCAACCAAACUCUACCAUUAGCGUCCUCUCUUAAACACAUUCUCCUCUCAUUGGUGCGCCUAACCGGAGACCUCAUUGUCACAGAGGAGCUAAACAGUCCACAGGCAAUCCGGACGCUUCUGCCCCUGCUGCUCGAGAGCAGCACAGAAAGUGUGGCGGAAAUCUGCAGCACCUCACUGGAGAGGAUCCUGGGUCCUGCCGAAUCGGACGCUUUCCUUGCUCUCGUCUACGAACGUCUCAUCACAGGCUGCUACAACAUCAUCGCCAACCACUCUGACCCCAACAGUGGCCUGAAUGAGUCUAUUCUUGAAGAAUGCCUGCAGUACCUGGAGAAACAGCUGGAAAGCAGUCAGAUCCGCAAAGCUAUGGAAGAUUUUUUUUCAUUCAGUGGAGAACUGGUGCAGAUCAUGAUGGCCACUGCCAACGAAAAUCUAUCUGCAAAGUUCUGCAACCGGGUUCUGAAAUUCUUCACUAAACUGUUUCAGCUCACGGAAAAGAGCCCUAAUCCCAGCCUACUGUGCCUGUGCGGCUCGCUGGCCCAGCUGGCUUGCGUCGAGCCCACAAGGCUUCAAGCCUGGCUCCGCCGCAUGACCGCCUCUCCUCCCAAAGACUCGGACCAGCUGGACACAGUACAGGAGAACAGGCAGCUCCUGCAACUCCUCACCUCCUACAUCGUCCGUGACAACAGUCAGGUCGGCGAGGGUGUCUGCACUGUGCUUCUGAGCACCCUCGUCCCCAUGGCAACAGAGAUGCUUGCCAGUGGCGACGGGGCGGGCUUCCCAGAGCUCAUGGUCAUCAUGGCCACAUUAGCAAGUGCAGGGCAGGGAGCCGGACAUCUUCAACUACACAGAGCUGCUAUUGACUGGCUCACAAGAUGUAAAAAAUACUUGUAUCAGAAGAACGUUGCGGAAAAAGUUUCAGCUAAUGUUUCUCAAGGCAAGCAUGCCAGCAUGUUGGAGUGCGCCUCCCACAUCAUUUCCUACCUGGCGGAUGUGAUGAACGCUUUGCGGCAGAACAGUGGCCAGGGCUCAUCCCAGCUCAUGAUGGAGGGAGAGGAGAAGGCCAUUGAGGUGGACUCCGAUUGGGUAGAGGAACUGGCUGUAGAGGAAGACGACUCGCAGGCUGAGGACUCGGAUGAGGAUUCACUCUGUAAUAAGUUAUGCACCUUCACCAUCACUCAAAAGGAAUUCAUGAACCAGCACUGGUAUCACUGUCACACUUGUAAGAUGGUGGAUGGGGUAGGUGUGUGCACAGUGUGUGCCAAGGUCUGUCACAAAGACCAUGAGAUCUCCUAUGCCAAAUACGGCUCUUUCUUCUGUGACUGCGGGGCCAAGGAGGAUGGCAGCUGCCAGGUGAGACCGAAUACUUCAGGUCAUCAUGGGAAAAGAGCAACCGCGGCUCUCGUCAAACGAAGUCCCAGCAGUGGAAUGAGCACCACCAUGAAGGAGUCUUCAGCUUUUCAGAGCGAGCUGCGAAUGCCCGAGAGUGCCAUCCGCCACCAGAGCGCCUCACCUGCUGACAAGGGUAAAGUCACAAUCUGUGAUGGCAAGAGCAGCGACGAGGAGAAACCCAAGAAGAGCAUUGUGUGUAAAAACAUUGAGGGCUGCAGAGAGGACCUGCUCGUGCAAGUUGCGAGUUCCUCUACCGCAGCGCUGGUCCUGGAGUUGCUCAUCUUCUUGAUGGACGCCAUUCAAACUAACUUCCAGCAGGCGUCCGCGGUGGGCAGCAGCAGCCGAGCUCAGCACGCUCUCAAUGAACUGCACACUCAGGACAAAACUGUGGAGAUGACCGAUCAGCUCAUGGUUCCCACAUUAGGCUCACAAGAGGGAGCUUUUGAGAAUGUUAGGAUGAACUACAGCGGAGAUCAAGGACAGACCAUCCGCCAGCUCAUCAGUGCUCAUGUGCUUCGCCGGGUGGCCAUGUGUGUGCUUUCUUCCCCUCAUGGACGUAGACAGCACCUCGCCGUCAGCCACGAGAAGGGCAAGAUCACAGUUCUGCAAUUAUCUGCGCUGUUAAAGCAGGCCGACUCCAGUAAAAGAAAACUGACUCUGACUCGACUGGCCUCAGCCCCCGUUCCAUUCACCGUGCUCAGCCUCACAGGAAAUCCCUGUAAUGAGGACUAUCUAGCAGUGUGUGGACUCAAGGAUUGCCACGUUCUGACGUUCAGCAGCACUGGUUCUGUGUCGGAUCACCUGGUCCUGCACCCUCAGCUCGCAACUGGAAACUUCAUCAUCAAAGCCAUAUGGCUACCUGGAUCUCAGACGGAACUGGCCAUCAUCACUGCUGAUUUUGUCAAGAUCUAUGACUUAUCUGUGGAUGCCCUGAGCCCCAUGUACUACUUCCUGCUCCCAAGCUCAAAGAUCAGAGAUGCCACUUUCUUGUUCAACGAGGAGGGUAAAAACAUCAUUGUGAUUAUGUCGUCCGCUGGAUAUAUGUACACUCAGAUCAUGGAUGAGUCCAGCAGUGCCCAGCACGGACCCUUUUACGUCACCAAUGUUCUGGAGAUCACCCACGAGGACUUAAAGGACAGUAAUGGGCAGGUGGCUGGAGGCGGAGUUUCAGUGUAUUACUCCCACGUCCUGCAGAUGCUCUUCUUCAGCUAUAGCCAGGGCAAGUCAUUCGCCGCUACAGUGAGCCGCAGCAGCCUGGAAACCCAAAGACUCUUCACUAUCAAUGUUAAAGGUUCGAAUGGAGGCAGUAAAACAUCUCCAGCUCUAUGUCAGUGGUCAGAAGUGAUGAACCAUCCAGGUCUGGUGUGCUGUGUCCAGCAGACCACUGGAAUUCCUCUGGUCAUCAUGGUGAAGCCAGACACGUUCCUCAUCCAGGAAAUUAAAACCUUGCCUGCAAAAGCUAAGAUUCAGGACAUGGUUGCCAUCCGUCACACUGCAAGCAAUGAGCAGCAGCGCACCACCAUGAUCCUGCUCUGUGAAGACGGCAGCUUGCGUAUCUACAUGGCCAACGUGGAGAACACGUCCUAUUGGCUGCAGCCUUCUCUGCAGCCCAGCAGCGUCAUCAGCAUCAUGAAACCUGUCCGUAAACGCAAGACAGCCACUGCCACCACACGGACAUCCAGCCAGGUCACCUUCCCUGUGGACUUUUUCGAACACAACCAGCAGCUUACAGAGGUGGAGUUUGGAGGCAAUGAUCUCCUGCAGGUCUACAACGGCCAGCAGAUUAAACACAGACUGAACUCUACGGGGAUGUAUGUGGCAAACACCAAGCCUGCAGGCUUCACAGUGGAAGUAGUAAACAAUAACAACGCAAUGGUGAUGACAGGGAUGAGGGUACAGGUUGGAACUCAGGCCACUGAGCGUUCUCCCUCCUACAUCGAGAUCUUUGGACGGACUAUGCAGUUGAACCUGACACGCUCUCGCUGGUUCGACUUCCCCUUCACCCGUGAGGAAGCACUGCAAGCUGACAAAAAGCUCUCUAUUUUCAUUGGUGCUUCAGUCGACCCAGCCGGCGUCACCAUGCUUGACUCCGUUAAGAUUUAUGGUAAAACCAAAGAGCAGUUUGGCUGGCCAGACGAGCCCCCAGAAGACUUCCCUUCAGCCGCGGUCAAUAAUGCGUGCAGCCCCAACCUCAACCAGGGCAACGGCAUUGCAGACAGUGAGGUCACCAGUCCCAUUGCAACUAGCGGAACUGUACUAGAGAGUUCUGAAACUGAGUCCUUAUCAACCUUGGACCGGUUGGUGGUCAGCUCGCUGGAAGCUCUAGAGAGCUGCUUUGCUGUGGGUUCGCCCAUUGAAAAGGAGAAAAAUAAGACUGCAGCUUUAGAGUUGGCAACCCUCCUGCUGUCCAUUCCCACCCCACCUGGAGUACAACAGCAGACCAAAGGUCUUCUGGCCAGCUUGCACACCAGCCGCACGGCCUACCACAACCACAAGGAUCAGUCUCUUCUGAGCAAUGCAGUACAGUGUCUGAACAGCUGCAGUAAAGAAGUGAAGGAACUAGACCCUGAUGUGUUCCAGAGGCUGGUAAUCACAGCCCGCUCUAUCGCCAUCAUGAGGCCAAGCAACCUUGUGCACUUUACCGAGUCACGACUUCCUCAAUCAGACACUGACACAGGUGAUGAUGGGAAGGAUGGACUAAAACAAGCAGAUAAUGAAACCUGUAGCUUCAUCAUGCAACUGGUCACCAACUUCUGGAAGCUCCAUGCUCUCAAACCCAAGAACGCCUUUCUGGCUCCGGCCUGUUUGCCAGGUCUAACCCACAUGGAAGCCACAGUCAAUGCUCUGAUAGACAUCAUUCAUGGUUACUGCACCUGUGAGCUGGACUACAUCAACGUUGCUUCCAAAAUCUACAUGCAGAUGUUGCUCUGCCCUGACACCUCUGUGAGCUUUGCUUGCAAGCAGGCUCUGAUAAGAGUCCUGAGGCCCAGAAACAAACGCAGACACGUGACCCUGCCUUCUCCCCCACGCUCCAACACACCCAUGGGAGAUAAAGAUGAUGACGACGAUGAUGACGCUGAUGACAAGAUGCAAACCUCCAACAUGACUGGAGGAGAAGGUGGCAGGCAAGAGAGUCAAGAACAAAAUGAGGUGGACCACGGAGACUUUGAGAUGGUGUCUGAGUCCAUGGUUCUGGAUACAGCAGAGAAUGUGAACAAUGGGAACCCAUCACCACUUGAAGCUCUGCUGGCAGGCGCAGAGGGUUUCCCACCCAUGCUGGACAUCCCCCCAGACGCUGAUGAUGAGACCAUGGUGGAGCUGGCAAUAGCUCUCAGUCUGCAACAAGACCAGCAAGGCAGCAGCAGCAGUGCUCUUGGUCUGCAGAGUUUGGGUUUGUCUGGUCAGGCCCCCAGUUCCUCAUCUCUGGAUGCAGGGACCCUAUCAGACACCACUGCAUCAGCCCCAGCCUCGGAUGACGAGGGGAGCACAGCGGCCACAGAUGGCUCCACGCUGCGCACCUCUCCCGCCGAGCACGGGGGCAGCGUGGGUUCUGAGAGCGGAGGGAGCGCUAUCGACUCGGUCGCAGGAGAACACAACGUGUCUGGCCGCAGCAGUGCGUACGGCGAUACGACCGUUGAAGGUCACCCUGCUGGACCGGGCAGUGUGAGCUCCAGCACUGGAGCCAUCAGCACCACUACUGCCCAGCAUGAAGGAGAUGGAUCUGAGGGGGAGGCGGAAACGGAGGGCGACAUCCACACCAGCAACAGGUUGCACAUGGUGCGUCUGAUGCUUUUGGAGCGUCUCCUGCAGCACCUGCCCCAGCUUCACACUGUGGGUGGAGUUCAAGCGAUCCCCUACAUGCAGGUCAUACUCAUGCUGACCACAGAUCUGGACGGAGAGGACGAGAAGGACAAGGGAGCUCUGGACGAGCUUCUGGCCCAGCUCAUUGCUGAGCUCGGCAUGCACAAGAAGGAUGUUUCAAAGAAGAAUGAGCGGAGUGCCAUCAAUGAGGUGCAUCUAGUCAUCAUGAGACUUCUCAGUGUCUUCAUGUCCCGCACCAAGUCUGGCUCAAAGUCCUCCUCUGAGUCGUCUUCUCUCAUCUCCAACGCGACAGCCACAGCGCUGCUCAGCAUGGGAGCGAUAGACUACUGCCUGCAUGUGCUCAAAUCCCUGCUGGAGUUCUGGAAGACCCAGCAGGGUGAUGAGGAACCGACAGCCACCAGUCAACUCCUCAAACCCCACACCUCCACUUCCACCCCUGACAUGAGCCCGUUCUUCCUGCGGCAGUAUGUCAAGGGCCAUGCAGCUGAUGUGUUUGAAGCUUACUCUCAGCUCCUCACCGAGAUGGUUUUACGCCUUCCAUACCAGAUCAAGAAAAUCGCAGACGCCAAUCCUCGUAUCCCACCGCCGAUUUUUGAUCACUCCUGGUUCUACUUCCUAUCAGAGUAUCUGAUGAUCCAGCAGACGCCGUUCGUAAGGCGUCAGGUACGUAAGCUUCUACUCUUCAUCUGUGGCUCCAAAGAGAAGUACCGUCAGCUCCGAGACCUCCACACGCUCGACUCCCACAUGCGUGGCAUCAAGAAGCUUCUUGAGGAGCAGGGCAUCUUUCUGAGAGGAGGAAUCGUCACGGCGACAUCUGGAUCUGCUCUGCAGUACGACACGCUCAUUAAUUUGAUGGAACACCUUAAAGCAUGUGCUGAAAUCGCCACUCAGAGAACAGUCAACUGGCAGAAGUUCUGCAUGAAGGACGACUCCGUGCUGUACUUUCUGCUUCAAGUAAGUUUCCUGGUAGAUGAAGGUGUUUCUCCAGUCCUGCUCCAGCUGCUCUCUUGCGCUCUGUGUGGCAGUAAAGUCAUGGCAGCGUCCUCCGGAGCCUCUGGUGGAGGUUCAGGAACAUCUCAACCCUCCCAGAGCAAAUCUUCCAGCAAGAAGAGUAAGAAAGAGGACAAGGAAAAAGACAAAGAAGGAGAGGGAGCAGGCAGUCAGGAGGAUCAGCUGUGCACAGCACUGGUUAAUCAGCUAAACAAGUUUGCAGAUAAGGAGACACUUAUUCAGUUCCUGCGUUGCUUCCUGUUGGAGUCCAAUUCUUCAUCCGUGCGCUGGCAAGCCCACUGCCUCGCUCUACAUAUCUACAGGAACUCCAAUAAGUCACAACAGGAGCUGCUGCUGGAUCUGAUGUGGGCCAUCUGGCCAGAACUACCCGCUUAUGGGCGUAAAGCAGCUCAGUUUGUAGACCUGCUCGGAUACUUCUCCCUCAAAACACCUCAGACGGAUAAGAAGCUGAAGGAAUACUCUCAAAAGGCAGGCGAGAUUCUGAGGACACAGAACCACAUCUUGACCAACCAUCCCAAUUCAAACAUAUACAACACCCUGUCUGGACUGGUGGAAUUUGAUGGAUUUUUCCUGGAAAGUGAUCCCUGCUUAGUGUGCAACAAUCCUGAAGUGCCCUUCUCAAACAUCAAACUGUCAUCUAUCAAAGUUGACACCCGUUAUACCACCACACAGCAAGUGGUUAAGCUGAUUGGCAGCCACACUAUCAGCAAAGUCACCGUGAAGAUCGGUGACCUCAAGAGAACCAAGAUGGUUCGCACCAUUAACCUCUACUACAACAACAGGACCGUACAGGCCAUCGUUGAGCUGAAGAACAAACCUGCUCGUUGGCACAAAGCGAAGAAGGUGCAGUUGACUCCUGGACAAACUGAAGUCAAGAUCGACCUCCCUCUUCCCAUCGUGGCCUCCAACCUGAUGAUUGAGUUCUCAGAUUUUUACGAGAACUACCAGGCAUCUUCAGAGACCCUGCAGUGUCCACGCUGCAGUGCCUCUGUGCCUGCCAACCCAGGAGUGUGCGGAAACUGCGGAGAGAAUGUCUAUCAAUGCCACAAGUGCAGAUCCAUCAAUUAUGAUGAGAAGGACCCCUUCCUGUGCAACGCCUGUGGUUUUUGUAAAUAUGCACGCUUUGACUUCAUGCUUUAUGCCAAACCCUGCUGUGCUGUGGAUCCUAUAGAAAAUGAAGAAGACAGGAAAAAGGCUGUGACCAACAUCAACACACUUCUGGACAAAGCCGACCGUGUGUACCACCAGCUGAUGGGUCACCGGCCGCAGCUAGAAAGUCUGCUGUCCAAAGUGAACGAGGCUGCGCCUGAGAAACCACAGGAUGAUACUGGAGCAGGAGCCGGGCUAGGCACCUCCACCGCCAGCGUCAAUCGAUACAUUCAACAGCUGGCUCAGGAAUACAGCGGAGACUGCAAAACGUCAUUCGACGAGCUCUCCAAAAUCAUCCAGAAAGUGCUUGCAUCACGUAAGGAGUUGCUCGAGUAUGACCUGCAGCAGCGAGAGGCUGCUACCAAAUCAUCCCGCACCUCGGCCCAACCCACCAUAACAGCCAGCCAAUACCGAGCCCUGUCUGUGCUUGGCUGCGGACACACAUCGUCCACAAAGUGCUACGGAUGUGCGUCCGCAGUCACAGGCCACUGCAUCACAUUACUGCGCGCAUUGGCAACCAACACCGCCAUCAGGCAGAUCUUGGUACUGCAGGGUCUCAUCCGAGAGCUUUUUGAGUACAAUCUGCGCCGCGGCACAGGAGCUAUGAGGGAGGAGGUCCGACAGCUUGUAUGUUUGCUCACCAGGGAUCACCCCGAGGCCACUCAGCAGAUGAAUGACCUUAUUAUCGCCAAGGUGUCCGCUGCUCUUAAGGGACACUGGGCCAACCCUGAUCUGGUCAGCAGUUUGCGGUAUGAAAUGCUGCUGCUUACAGACUCCAUUGCUAAAGAGGGAGGAUGCUGGGAGUUAAGGCUACGCUGUGCCAUGAGUUUGUUCCUGAUGGCUGUAAAUAUAAAGACCCCAGUGGUGGUGGAGAACAUUACAUUGAUGUGUCUGAGGAUCUUGCAGAAACUCAUCAAACCCCCUGCACCGACAAGCAAGAAGAACAAGGAUGCCGCUGUUGAAUCCCUGACUACAGUCAAGCCGUAUAACAACGAGAUUCAUGCACAGGCUCAGCUCUGGCUCAAAAAAGACCCCAAGGCAUCUUACGAAGCCUGGAAAAAGUGCCUUCCUGCUCGAUGUCAGGAUGCGGCCUCCAAGCCCUCAAAUAAGGCUGAGAUCAGGAGGCAGUACCUGAUGGAGAAGUAUGUAUGGAAGUGGAAACAGUUCACGAGGUCUAGAUCGGAGGGCUUGUUCCCACGCCUGCUCAAACUGGGGCAUAACAACUGGUUGAGACAGGUGCUCUUCACCCCAGCCACACAGGCAGCGAGACAGGCAGCCUGCACCAUUGUCGAAGCACUAACAACAAUCCCGAGCCGCAAGCAACAAGUUCUGGAUCUUCUAACAAGUUACCUGGAUGAGAUGUGCAUUGCUGGAGAAUGUGCUGCUGAGUAUCUGGCCUUGUACCAGAAACUCAUUAAACCUGCACACUGGAAGGUUUAUCUGGCUGCUCGUGGUGUCCUGCCGUACAUUGGCAACCUCAUCACCAAGGAAAUUGCCCAUCUCCUCGCCCUUGAGGAAGCCACCCUGAGCACUGACUUACAGCAGGGAUAUGCUCUCAAGAGCCUCACAGGCUUGCUUUCCUCUUUCGUGGAGGUGGAAUCCAUCAAGCGUCACUUUAAGAGUCGACUGGUUGGAACAGUGCUAAACGGUUACCUGUGUCUGAGAAAGCUAGUGGUUCAAAGAACCAAACUGAUCGACGAGACACAAGACAUGCUCCUGGAGAUGUUGGAGGACAUGACAACAGGGACGGAGUCCGAGACCAAAGCAUUCAUGGCCGUGUGCAUUGAAACGGCAAAGCGGUACAACCUUGAUGAUUAUCGCACCCCUGUCUUCAUCUUCGAGAGGCUGUGUAGCAUCAUUUAUCCUGAGGAGAAUGAGGUCACAGAGUUCUUUGUGACGCUGGAGAAAGACCCACAGCAGGAGGACUUCCUGCAGGGACGAAUGCCAGGAAACCCAUACAGCAGUAAUGAACCAGGCAUCGGUCCUCUCAUGAGGGAUAUAAAGAAUAAGAUCUGUCAGGAUUGUGAUCUGGUGGCGCUGCUGGAGGACGACAGUGGCAUGGAGCUCCUUGUGAACAACAAGAUCAUCAGUCUGGAUUUAUCUGUUGCUGAGGUCUAUAAGAAGGUCUGGUGCCCCACCAAUGAGGGUGAACCCAUGAGGAUUAUCUACAGAAUGAGAGGUCUUCUAGGAGAUGCCACAGAAGAGUUCAUUGAAUCUUUGGACACAACUACAGAUGAAGAGGAGGAUGAUGAGGAGGUUUAUAAGAUGGCUGGAGUGAUGGCGCAGUGUGGAGGUUUGGAGUGUAUGUUGAACCGGCUCUCAGGUAUCAAAGACUUCAAACAGGGCAGACACCUUCUCACUGUUCUCCUCAAGUUAUUUAGUUUCUGUGUGAAAGUGAAGAUCAACAGACAACAGCUUGUGAAACCAGAGAUGAACACCCUUAAUGUCAUGUUGGGCACGCUGAAUCUGGCACUGGUGGCAGAGCAGGAGAGCAAGGACAGUGGUGGAGCAUCUAUAGCAGAGCAGGUUCUUAGCAUUAUGGAGAUCAUCUUGGACGAGGCCAAUGCUGAGACUGUUUCAGAAGAUAAGGGUAACCUGCUGCUGACGGGAGAUAAGGAUCAGCUGGUGAUGCUCCUGGAUCAGAUCAACACUUUAUUUGUGCGCUCCAAUCCAAGCGUUCUGCAGGGGCUCUUGCGCAUCAUCCCCUACCUGUCCUUUGGAGAACUUGAGAAGAUGCACAUCCUGGUUGAGCGCUUCAAACCCUGCUGCAACUUCGACAAGUAUGAUGAGGAGCACAGUGCAGAUGACAAAAUCUUCCUGGACUGCUUCUGUAAAAUAGCUGCAGGAAUCAAGAACAACAGCAAUGGCCAUCAACUUAAAGAUCUCAUCUUACAGAAGGGCAUAACCCAGAGUGCAUUGGACUAUAUGAAGAAACAUAUCCCCUGUGCUAAGAAUCUGGAUGCAGAUGUUUGGAAGAAAUUCCUCGCUCGACCAGCCCUUCCUUUCAUCCUUAGACUUUUGCGUGGUCUGGCCACCCAACAUCCCCCCACACAGAUGCUUAUCGGAACGGAUUCCAUAACCAAUUUGCACAAGCUGGAGCAGGUGUCCAGCGACGAGGGUAUCGGCACUUUAGCAGAGAAUCUUCUGGACGCACUAAGGGAGCACGCAGAGGUUAACCUGAAGAUCGACGCUGCUCGAAGGGAAACUCGGGCGGAGAAGAAGCGCAUGGCCAUGGCGAUGAGGCAGAAAGCUCUCGGGACGCUGGGAAUGACUACCAAUGAGAAGGGUCAGGUGGUGACAAAGACAUCCCUGCUGAAACAGAUGGAGGAGCUUAUAGAAGAACCAGGGUUGACCUGCUGUAUUUGUAGAGAGGGCUACAAGUUCCAGCCUACCAAAGUUCUGGGCAUCUAUACAUUUACAAAGCGUGUAAACCUUGAAGAGCUUGAGAGCAAACCCCGUAAACAGCAGGGCUACAGCACUGUCUCACACUUUAACAUAGUCCAUUACGACUGUCACCUUGCUGCUGUCAGGCUUGCUCGAGGGCGUGAAGAAUGGGAGAGUGCCGCAUUACAGAAUGCUAACACAAAGUGCAAUGGGCUCCUGCCUGUGUGGGGGCCACACGUACCCGAAUCUGCUUUCGCCACCUGCCUGGCAAGGCACAACACAUAUCUACAAGAGUGCACAGGGCAGAGGGAACCCACGUACCAGCUCAACAUUCAUGAUACCAAGCUGCUGUUCCUACGGUUUGCCAUGGAGCAAUCCUUCAGUGUGGAUACAGGGGGCGGAGGCCGCGAAAGCAACAUCCACCUCAUUCCCUACAUCAUUCACACAGUUCUUUACGUCCUCAACACAACAAGGGCCACAUCCCGGGAGGAGAAAAACCUUCAGAGCUUCUUGGACCAGCCUUGUGAGAAGUGGGUUGAGAGUUCAUACGAGGUGGACGGACCGCACUACUUCACAAUAUUGGCCAUGCACAUCUUUCCUCCCGAAUGCUGGAAGACUACACGUCUUGACUUUCUGCGCAGGCUGCUGGUGGCCGCUCAUGCCCGCAAGGUCUCACCAGGGGGCGCUAACAAACUUACAGACAAAACAGUAAAGGAGUAUGCUGUGUACCGCUCACCUCUUCUCUUCUGGGGUCUGGUGGAUCUCAUCUACGACACGUUCAGGAAAGUGCCCACCAGUAACACAGAGGGAGGCUGGUCCUUUUCGCUCGCAGAGUACAUAAGGCAUAAUGACAUGCCCAUCUAUGAGGCGUCAGAAAGAGUGUUGAGGGCCUUUCAGGAUGAGCUCAUGCCUGCUGAAUCCUUCUCAGAGUUCCUGGAUGUCGUAGGGCUCCUUACAGACAUCCCAGACCCUGAUGCCUUCCUGCAGGACCUGUUGAACUCUGUGCCCUGAUGGCACACAAUUAUGCACCUCACUCAUGGACUUGUGACCGCUCUGUCCAAUGCAAGUGUUCCCUAACCAUAGUCUGUUUGCUACCCAGACUCAGCUAUUCGCAACUCUACGGAGACACUUUCAAUCGGGGCCCAGGCCCCCAAAACUUCUAUCAGCUCACCCAUUCUCAUUCAGCUUCACUUCUGCUCCUGAUCUCCGCUUGGGUUUAUUUGGUUAUAACUCUCCUAAACCAAGAAGUGACGCGUAGCCUGACGAGUUAAUGCACAUUUAAUCUAAAAUGGUUUCGUAACAUCUAUUACUCAGAAACACACCAUGCUGUUUUGAUCCAACAUGUUGCAGGUGAUCUGUUUGGGAUUCUAAUUAUUUCAUAAACAACUUUGAUGGGUUUUAUUUCUUUUCCCCCUUUUUUGUGUGUUCUUUGCCUCGAGUUCUAAAUUGGCAAAUAGUAACAGCUUUUCUGACCCUCCUGUUGUGACGUUCAAUGUUUCUCGAUUUUUAUUUUGCAGUGGUGUUCUAUAAAUCGAUUGCAGUUUGUGAGAAUGGCAAGGCCUGACGCUGGUUGUGUGAUGUGAUGCAAAUGUGUGAAGAUAGAUUUUCUUGUGUAAAUGGUAAAAGAGUGAGAUGAUUGUGUUACUCCCGUGAAAUGAAACUACUUUCUAAUUUGUAAAGGGUUUUACCUGCAUCAACAAUGAAACACAAAGAUUAAAAGAAUAAAAAGGGCCUGCAUAUUUA
This is a messenger RNA of Triplophysa dalaica, 16296 nucleotides long. It is a transcript of the gene ubr4, whose product is annotated as ubiquitin protein ligase E3 component n-recognin 4. The record is from RefSeq and is a predicted model, not a curated record. Bases 1 to 15564 code for a protein of 5187 amino acids. Gene Ontology annotation, molecular function: zinc ion binding; protein binding. NCBI's taxonomy places the organism in Eukaryota, Metazoa, Chordata, Actinopteri, Cypriniformes, Nemacheilidae. The transcript has 106 exons.